CACAAAACUCCAUCUUAAAAACCAAACACAUGAGCUGGUGAGAUGGCUCAGUGGAUCAGGUGGCUUCUGCUACCAAACCUGAUGGCCCUACUUUCAUCCCCAGAACCCACAUGGCAAAAACAAAGAACUGAUUCCCAAGCUUGUCCUCCAACUUCCACACACUCCUUACGGUAUGCAUACCUCAUCCCCCACAAAACAAUAAUGGUCAGGGGACACGCAUACACACACACACAUCUCCAAGCUGCUGGCUGUGAUGGCACCCACCUUUAAUCCUAGCCCUCAAUGAAAAAGAAGCAAGUAGAUCUCUGUAAGUUCAAGGUUAGCCUGAUCUUCAUAGCUAGCUCUAGCCCAGUCAAGGUUAUAUAAUGAGACGCUGUCUUAAAAAAACAAAAAAUUACAUGUCUAAAUAUAUGAAGAAAAGUAUAUUUUAUGUGUGUAAAAGAUUUUCUAUUUACAUUUUUGUUAUAUUUACUUCUGUGUGUGUAUGGGGUGAGGUGGGGUAGAUUAGGUGGCCUUCAAGACUGUCUUCUGUCCUCCAGGCUGGCCUUGAAGGCCCUUUGUAACCAAGGAUAACUUAAAAUCCUGGUUUUUAUGCCUCUGCCUCCUACUUAGGCUUAAAUUCUCUGUCUCUCUCUCUCUGUCUCUCUCUCUGUCUCUCUGUCUCUCUCUCUCUCCCUGUGUGUGUGUAUCUGUGUAUUUAUUAGUAUGGAUGUAUAUUUAUGCAUAUUAAAGAAAAUUCUUUCCUAGCCACCUCCAAAAACAUCUUAACCCAGACACAAUUCCAUUUCCUCAUUGCUUGACUUCGGACCUAUCUCUCAUCACCAAUCACUCCAAAUAAUGGUCUAUGCCUUUUUGAGAGCCAAUCAGCGUGCCCUUUGGAUGUCUCUCCCAAUGCUCCAAGAAAAGAUCUACAGACAACCUACAAAGACUAUGUCCGAAGGAAAUUCCAGCUAAUGGAAGACCGCAAUGCACGAUUAGGCGAAUGUGUGAACCUGAGCAAUCGUUACACUCGGCUUCUCCUAGUAAAAGAACACUCAAAUCCUAUCUGGACACAGCAGAAAUUUGUAGAUGUAGAGUGGGAACGCUCCAGAACCAGGCGUCACCAGACUAGUCCUAUCCAAAUGGAGACCCUCUUUGAGCCAGACGAAGAACGCCCCGAGCCACCACACACAGUGGUAUUACAAGGGGCAGCGGGGAUGGGGAAGUCCAUGCUGGCCCACAAAGUGAUGUUGGACUGGGCCGAUGGGAGGCUCUUCCAAGGCCGGUUUGAUUAUGUCUUCUAUAUCAGCUGCAGGGAGUUGAAUAGAAGCCACACCCAGUGCAGUGUACAAGACCUCAUCUCCAGCUGCUGGCCGGAGCGUGGUAUAUCCCUCGAAGACCUCAUGCAGGCUCCUGACCGUCUCCUAUUCAUCAUUGAUGGCUUCGAUAAACUCCAUCCUUCUUUCCAUGAUGCUCAGGGUCCCUGGUGCCUCUGCUGGGAGGAGAAACAACCUACUGAAGUCCUCCUCGGAAGUCUGAUUCGGAGGUUGCUUCUGCCCCAGGUCUCUCUGCUCAUCACCACACGACCCUGUGCACUGGAGAAGCUGCACGGCUUGCUAGAACACCCCAGGCACGUGGAGAUCCUGGGCUUCUCCGAGGAAGCUAGGAAGGAAUAUUUCUACAGAUAUUUCCACAACACUGGACAAGCAAGCCGGGUGUUAAGCUUCUUGAUGGACUAUGAGCCCCUCUUUACCAUGUGUUUUGUUCCCAUGGUGUCCUGGGUGGUCUGCACCUGCCUAAAGCAGCAGCUGGAAAGUGGGGAGCUUUUAAGACAAACACCUAGGACCACCACAGCUGUUUAUAUGUUCUACCUUCUGAGCCUGAUGCAGCCCAAGCCAGGGACUCCAACCUUCAAAGUCCCAGCCAACCAGAGAGGCCUGGUCUCUCUGGCUGCAGAGGGCCUCUGGAAUCAGAAGAUUCUAUUUGAUGAACAGGAUCUUGGGAAACACGGCCUAGAUGGAGCAGAUGUGUCCACUUUCCUCAACGUGAACAUAUUCCAGAAGGGUAUCAAAUGUGAGAAAUUCUACAGCUUCAUCCACCUGAGUUUCCAGGAAUUCUUCGCAGCCAUGUACUGUGCACUGAAUGGCAGAGAGGCGGUGAGGAGAGCGCUGGCUGAGUAUGGUUUUUCGGAAAGGAACUUCUUGGCCCUCACGGUCCACUUUCUGUUUGGCCUCCUCAACGAAGAGAUGAGAUGCUACCUUGAGAGGAAUCUCGGCUGGAGCAUCUCCCCUCAGGUGAAGGAGGAAGUGUUGGCAUGGAUCCAAAACAAGGCUGGGAGUGAAGGCUCCACCCUGCAGCAUGGCUCCCUGGAGCUACUCAGCUGCUUGUAUGAGGUCCAGGAGGAGGACUUCAUCCAGCAGGCCCUGAGCCACUUUCAAGUGGUUGUAGUCAGAAGCAUCUCAACAAAGAUGGAGCACAUGGUCUGCUCGUUUUGUGCGAGGUAUUGCAGAAGUACAGAAGUGCUUCACUUGCAUGGGAGUGCUUAUAGUACAGGCAUGGAGGACGACCCACCAGAACCUUCAGGAGUCCAGACUCAGUCCACAUACUUACAGGAAAGGAACAUGCUGCCUGAUGUCUACAGUGCAUACCUUUCAGCAGCUGUCUGUACCAACUCCAACCUGAUCGAGCUGGCCUUAUACCGAAAUGCCUUGGGCAGCCAGGGUGUAAGGCUGCUCUGUCAAGGCCUCCGACAUGCCAGCUGCAAGCUGCAGAACCUGAGGCUGAAGAGGUGUCAGAUCUCCGGAUCAGCCUGCCAGGACCUCGCAGCCGCUGUCAUCGCCAACAGGAAUUUAAUCAGGCUGGACCUCAGUGACAACAGCAUUGGGGUGCCAGGCCUGGAGCUGCUCUGUGAGGGGCUGCAGCACCCCAGGUGUAGGCUGCAGAUGAUCCAGCUGAGGAAGUGUCUGUUGGAGGCUGCAGCUGGCCGAUCCCUGGCUUCUGUUCUCAGCAACAACUCAUAUCUGGUAGAACUGGAUCUGACAGGAAACCCCUUGGAAGAUUCGGGGCUGAAGUUACUGUGUCAAGGGCUAAGGCACCCUGUCUGCAGGCUGCGUACCCUGUGGCUGAAGAUCUGCCACCUUGGACAAGCUUCCUGCGAAGAUCUGGCCUCUACUCUCAAAAUGAACCAGAGCCUGCUGGAGCUGGACCUGGGUCUGAAUGAUCUUGGAGAUUCUGGGGUGCUUCUGCUGUGUGAAGGCCUCAGUCAUCCAGAUUGCAAACUCCAGACCCUUCGGUUGGGCAUUUGCCGACUGGGCUCAGUCGCGUGUGUGGGGAUCGCCAGUGUGCUCCAGGUCAACACAUGCCUCCAAGAGCUGGACCUGAGCUUCAAUGACUUGGGAGACAGGGGCCUGCAGCUGCUGGGGGAAGGCCUGAGGCACCAGACCUGCAGACUCCAGAAGCUGUGGCUGGACAACUGCGGACUCACCUCCAAAGCAUGUGAGGACCUUUCUUCUAUCCUGGGAAUCAGCCAGACCCUGCAUGAGCUUUAUUUGACCAAUAAUGCUCUGGGGGACACAGGUGUCUGUCUGCUGUGCAAGAGGCUGAGGCAUCCAGGCUGCAAGCUUCGAGUCCUGUGGCUGUUUGGGAUGGACCUGAAUAAAAAGACUCACAGGAGGAUGGCAGCACUUCGAGUCACAAAACCGUACCUGGAUAUUGGGUGUUGAGCAGUAAGGAGAACCAGAAUGAAGCCGACCAGGAUAUUUAUUCCCUCUGCUUUGAAGCACUUGAGGUGGAACUUUUAAAGGCCAGCCUCUGGUAUAUGGUGAGGUGGAGACAAGAUCACUCAAGGUCAUCCUGUUACAUGGGACCGUCUUAGGUCAGGAGGCCCAGUAAGUGCAGGUUGACAAAAUUGUUCUGCUUGAGACCUAAACACUCAACCUUUGAUGGAGCUCACUGGGUUUGAUGUAGAUUCCACGCAGAUAAUUUAGGACGGGGAUUGGCUGGUUAGCAGGUUUGAAGAUCAGUAAAGACCACAGAAAAGGAAAAAUAUCCAGAGUCCUAGACAUUUCCAUGGACCAAGACUGCCAUCUACUGGCCAAGUCACAGCAUAAAGACCCACAAGGUAAUUUUUCAAAAAUUGUACUCAAGGGCUGGAGUGGUUAAGUCAGAGGUCCUGAGUUCAAUUCCCAGCAACUACAUGGUGGCUUGCAAUCAUCUGUAAUGGGAUCCAAUGCCUUCUUUGGGUGAAUCUGAAGAUAGCUACAGAACACUUAUAAAUCUUUAAAAAGAAAAAUUGUACUCACACCUGAAUUUUAUACAGCAGGGGGAAAAAAAAGUGGGCUGGGGCUAAAGGUAUAAGGCACCUUACAAAUGAGGCCUCAAAACCCAAGAUUUGCACACCUGGUAUAGUUGACAGCCAAUGCUCCCAUCCUAUCCUGGGUUAUUAGAUUUUGCCCAGCUGUGGUGGUGUUCGCAUUGAAUCUCAACACUCCAGAAAACUGAGCAAGGUGGCCAAGGAUGCAGAAAUCAUGGCUGUGCAUGACUCACGACCUGACACUAGUGAGGCCUGGCAGACAUCAUUCCCAGCAACCACGUGGUAGCUCCACCACUUAUAAUGGGAUAACUCCGCCCACUUCCAGUACAGUACCCAGAGAUCUACCUUUAUUAUAUUAAAUUCAAACGCUAUCCAGAAGUCCCCUAUAUCCUCCCCCACACCCUGCUCCCCAACCCACUACUUUUUAAAACCUGGCACCACCCCAUUUCAGGUUAGCUUGUAACCAUCCAGACACUCCACUAAAAGGAACUGGCCAUGAUGUAUAGAAAUGGAAAAGACUCACAGUAUAUAAACAAAUGUGGGCUUAAAUGUGGCUAUGCUUAAAGGCACCUUUAAGCUAGUACAGGGUAAUUCUUCCUUAAAACCAUUGGAGGGGUGGCAUGCCUAAAUCCCAAGAGGCAAACAGGGGUGUCUCCCAAAAGGUGCCCUAUUACUGUUGAAAACACUUCCAGCUAUGUGUUGGUUUAACUUUUGGGGAUUUUUUCAGACAGGGUUUUUCUGUAUAGCCCAGGAUUACCUUUAGUCUCAACCCCAGUGAUUAAAAGGGUGCUUGCAUGCUUGCAAGCUUUUUUUAUCCCUAGGAACCAUGGCGGGU
Mus musculus (house mouse) is the source of this 5126-nucleotide messenger RNA. It is a transcript of the gene Nlrp12, whose product is annotated as NLR family, pyrin domain containing 12. The record is from RefSeq and is a predicted model, not a curated record. The transcript has 10 exons. NCBI's taxonomy places the organism in Eukaryota, Metazoa, Chordata, Mammalia, Rodentia, Muridae. Gene Ontology annotation, biological process: negative regulation of inflammatory response; negative regulation of Toll signaling pathway; negative regulation of interleukin-1 production. Gene Ontology annotation, cellular component: cytoplasm. Bases 954 to 3701 code for a protein of 915 amino acids.